Messenger RNA from Eriocheir sinensis (Chinese mitten crab), 4055 nucleotides. RefSeq names its product cell surface glycoprotein 1-like. Lineage: Eukaryota; Metazoa; Arthropoda; Malacostraca; Decapoda; Varunidae. Bases 78 to 2216 code for a protein of 712 amino acids. The record is from RefSeq and is a predicted model, not a curated record. The transcript is spliced from 4 exons.
AUGAGGACGUUGUGUCCGCCAAUCAGCUGGACGAGUCGCCGUAACAGUGUCAGUUUUCCCGUACAGCACCGUGAGCAAUGGGGUGGAAGGCGUCUGUGUUUUUUCUCGUUUUAGCAGUGGCUGUGACGUGCCUUGGUUCACGCGGAGAGACAGCAGCAGUAGAUAUUGGUGAUGGCUCUCUCUCAGCGUCAGCCCCCCUCGUUGAGCCAGAUAAUGUCGCUGCUCCAGCUCGGUCACGUCGCGAAGCCCUUAAACCAUUGCCUAGGACUCAGGAGGCAGGAAGGUCAGAGGACGAUGCAAAAGCUGAAAAGAAAGCAAAGGAGAAGGCAGUGCUGCUGGGACCCAUGAAACUGGCAGCGGACAGUCAGCAUGGUCCUGUAGCACAGCCCAAAAAACAGCCUAAGAUGGCCCCUAAAGCACAGCUCAAGCAACAGCCUAAGACAGUCACCAGAGCAAAGCCCAAGCAACACCCUAGGACAGUCCCCAAAGCAGUUCCUAAGGGUCAGUACAAGGCAGUCCCAACAGCACAGCCUAAACAAGCCCCCAAACCUAAACAGGUCCCAAAAGUACAGAUGAAGCCACAUUCAAAGCCAGCCCCCCAGCCACGACCUGAACAGCUGCCCAAGCUAGAUCCCAAACCACUGCCUGAGAAACACCCUGAACUCCAGUCAGCUGAAUCCCAGCCUGAGCCACAGCCUGAAUCACAGCCUGAGCCACAGCCUGAACUACAGCCUGCAUCACAGCCUGAGCCACGACCUGAACCACAGCCUGAAUCACAGCCUGAACCACAGCCUGAAUCACAGUCUGAGCCACAGCCUGAGCCACAGCCUGAACCACAGCCUGAGUCACAGCCUGAACCACAGCCUGAAUCACAGUCUGAGCCACAGCCUGAGCCACAGCCUGAACCACAGCCUGAAUCACAGUCUGAGCCACAGCCUGAGCCACAAGCUGAACCACAGCCUGAAUCACAGGCUGAGCCACAGCCUGAAUCACAGGCUGAACCACAACCUGAAUCACAGCCUGAAUCACAGCCUGAGCCCCAGCCUGAAUCACAGCCUGAGCCACAACCUGAAUCACAGCCUGAGCCCCAGCCUGAGUCACAGCCUGAGCCCCAGCCUGAGUCACAGCCUGAGCCACAGCCUGAAUCACAGCCUGAAUCACAGCCUGAGCCACAGCCUGAAUCACAGCCUAAACAACCUAAGUCAAAGCCUGAGCCACAGCCUAAACAACCUAUGUCACAACCUGAGGCACAGCCUGAAUCACAGCCUGAGCCACAACCGGAACCACAAUCUGAGCCACAACCUGACCGAAAGCCUAAGCCACAACCUGACCCAAAGCCUGAGCCACAACCGGAACCACAAUCUGAGCCACAACCUGACCGAAAGCCUAAGCCACAACCUGACCCAAAGCCUGAGCCACAACCUGACCCAAAGCCUGAGCCACAACAUGACCCAAAGCCUGAGCCACAACCUGACCCAAAGCCUGAGCCACAACAUGACCCAAAGCCUGAGCCACAACCUGACCCAAAGCCUGAGCCACAACAUGACCCAAAGCCUGAGCCACAGCCUGAAGCAGAACACAAAGUAAAGCCUGCACUCAAGCCAAAUGUAAAGCCUGAAGCCAAACCAAAACCCAAGACAGAGCCCAAAGAAAAGCAUGAUGAAAAACCAGGAGUCAAGCCUACUAAACCUAAGCCUAAAACAGAGCAUGACACAAAGCCUGCACCAAAGGACAAGUCCAAACCUACACCACCUAAGACUAAGCCUGAAGCUCAGCCCAAACAACAGCCAAAGGAAGCAGUACCCAAGGACAAGUCUUCACCCAGUGAGGAGCAGAAGCCCGUCCCUCCCCUUGCCCUGCUCCCCAAGUCCUCGCCUCCCCCGCCAGCCUCCUCCCAGGGAAAGGUUAAAUCUAACUCGGCAAUGGCACAUGUCCUGGAAAAUGCAGACUCAGAAAGGGCGGCGGUGCAACCUCCGAUAAAUGAGGGAAUGGCGACCCACAGCAAGGUGGGACUCAUAUCCAUCACCCUCAUCACCCUCGCUGUGGCCGCAACCUUUCUGGGGGUGUGGUACAGGAGGAUCAGUUUUGAUCAUAAUCGCUACAAGGAUCACACUCUGCUGGCAGAUGAUGAGGAAGAAUUUGGUGUCUUCAAUCGCUACAGCUACAACUCAACAGACUACAACACUUAUCCCUCCUGGAAUGAUAUGCCACAUUAGACUGUUGAACAUCAUCAGUUUCUGAUAUUUCACUUGCUGUUACGACUUGGAAAAGCUGAAUUUUAUUUGCUACUUGCCUUAAAUCUCUCUCUCUCUCUCUCUCUGUUUAUUUAUAUCUGAUGCCCUAUUCCCUCAUGAAAACUUUUCCCUAAGGGUAACCACAGCAAAAGUCUCCACUUUUCCCUGCUCUGGCACUCCCUUUUCACACUUUCAAACCCUCGCCUGCCAACUUGCCUUUAACAAUAUGAAUAAACCAAUGACAGAUGAGGCUUGCACAGCAUGGCUUUCACUCCUGUGGAACAGUUCCUCUGAGUAAUGUGGAGUCAUCUUAAGAUAAGACUGAGUGAAAGUAUGCAGCUCCAAUGUAGCCAUUACCUGAAUACUGUUCCAUUCCAAGACAGUACCACAGAAUACCCUUCCACAUACCCUCGAAUGCAGCAGUUGUAUAAGCAAUGAAAUAUAAACCUUAUAACUUAUCUUACUAACAUAUACAAUCGUCUGGUCAGUACACUUGUAAUGAAGGUAGAAAAGCAUUCUUGGGUUACAUGAUGAAUCAGUUAUCAUAUUGGGAGUUCAUGAAACAAUUCAAGCUGUUCAGAUAUAAAGGAAAUAUGUAAUUUAAGUAAUGGCUCUUUUUCACACAUGGGUAACUGAUGCUUCAGAGAUGUUAAGAUUGGAUUCCCGAAUUACUUCUAAAAUAGGUAAAUAAGCAACAAUCUUGACAAAAUUGUUAUCGUGCAUCAAACACUGGUAGAACAAAACAUUUCUCGUUAACAAAAGCUGGUGGCUGAUGUGAGGCCAUCACUUGGGUCUCUUUAGUGCCUUGCCUGUGUCCUUCAGUACACGUUGCAGUCUUCUUUCAAAUUCAAGUGAUGUAAAAUCUACACUAUAAAAAAUUCAAAUAAUUGAAACUAUCUUUAUUUUAACAACAACAUAACAUUAAAAAUUAUGCAUACCCUACAUUUUUAUGCUGAGUUUGUGAUACAGACACCACACACCUCUUCAACGUCCAGAUGAAAAUUACAAAGCAAAACUCUACUCUGCAUCCCUGUACAAAAUAAAUAUCCUCUAUCACAAUAUAUUUUGAGAUAUACAUAAAAUGUUGUACUAAUAAGCAAAUACUGUACAUAACUUAGUCCUUUAUAUAGAGUAUAAUACCCCAAUGGAAUGUGUGGCCUUGAGAUGACUGCUUCUAAGUCCAGGUUGAUCCUUACUUUAAUAAAUAUCAGGAUUUGGUCUGCACGGGCACAGCCAGUUUAUCAUUUGAUGCAGCUGCUGACAAGGCAUAAAAAUCUUUGCACAUAACUCUUAUUUCUAGAUCUUGGCAAGUAGUUCUCCCACUCCUUUACUUGAUGUAAUGAAUCAGCCUAUUGAGCAGAUAGAAUGAAACACAUUUUUUGUGCAGCUUACAGACUACAAGAUUCAGUUUUCAUUGGAUGAAGUUUUCCCAUAACCUUUGAGUAAAGUCUUAAUGUAUAUUACAUUAAUACUAUUAGACUGUCAAGCCAAUUAAAAUGUAUCUGUGUAAAACACUAUAUUUUAGAGCAAUUUGACAAGCACAGCAAUGGUUAGAUUACAACAUCAUAACACACAAACUGCACUGCAGCAUCUCACUGAAACAGAAGAGGAGAAAUUUCCAGGAAAAAUAAUAUGUUAAAAUGAGGGUCAACCUGUCCUUGUUUAACACAAUAUACUCUUCCUUAUUGGACUGUGUGAAUAUUAGGGUUAUAUUAGUGACUGUAGUUUACAAUAGAAACUAUGAUAUGUCUAACUCAUAAAGUAUAAUUUUAAACAAUACUUUAUCAUAUAGUGUUUUAUCAAUAAAUGUUUUGCUUGGCA